ACUCCAGAAUCUUUCCUCAACCGGGUGGUUCUUUGACGCCAGCAAACCGGAAAAGCGUCUGAAUCCGGCGAAAACGUGAUAUCUUUCAGACGAAAAUGAAAAGAAUACAUCAAUCAAAGUUCAGCUUUGGGAAGGGAAGCUAUACGAGACGAGAUGAAGAGCCCGAGAGAAAAAGAAAGAAAGAAGGUGGUGGAGAUGGAAGUGCAGAUCAUUUAGGAGUCAUGGUGCUGCAAAACGAGGAGAACGGCUGGUCGUUUAAAAGCGACUCGAGCGGAGCGAGUAACAGCGAUGAAAGCUCCAAGGAGAGCUCCAGGUGUUCGACCCCUGUCGGGGAGGUGGACCGCGGAACCCGGUUGAGCGACAAGAUGAGGCGGCGCAUUGACUCCGGGGACCGCUGGUUCUCCCUCGAGUUCUUUCCGCCACGCACAGCCAACGGUGCUGUCAACCUCAUUUCCAGAUUUGACCGUAUGGGUGCCGGUGGGCCUCUCUUUGUUGACAUUACAUGGCAUCCAGCGGGAGAUCCUGGCUCAGACAAAGAGACCUCAUCCAUGAUGAUCGCUAGCACAGCUGUCAACUACUGUGGCCUAGAGAGUGUGCUGCACAUGACCUGCUGCAAACAAACAAAAGACAAGCUCACAUCCCAUCUGAACAAGGCCAAGCACCUGGGACUGAAGAACAUCAUGGCACUGAGGGGAGAUCCAGUGGGAGCAGACUGGGAAGAAGAAGAAGGAGGGUUCAGCUAUGCUGUAGACCUGGUGAAGCACAUCCGCAGCGAAUUUGAUGAUUACUUUGACAUUUGCGUUGCUGGCUACCCAGCUGGGCACCCAGAGGCUGAGAGCUAUGAAGAGGACCUGAAGCACUUAAAAGAGAAAGUGGAUGCAGGAGCAGCCUUUGUCGUGACUCAGCUCUUUUUCAGAGCUGAAACGUUUCUGAAAUUUCUUAAGGACUGCAGAGCUAUCGGCAUCACCUGUCCCAUUCUGCCUGGAAUCUUCCCCCUUCAGGGUUAUCACUCACUUCGUCAACUGGUCAAAUUGUCAAAGCUGGAGGUGCCAAACGACAUCAUGGAAGCGAUCGAGCCCAUCAAAGACAACGAUGCUGCCAUCCGCAACUAUGGCAUCCAUCAGGCCGUGGAGAUGUGCAAGGUACUACUGAGCAGCGGCGAUGUGCCCGGCCUGCACUUCUACACACUCAACAGAGAGGUGGCUACAAUUGAUGUGCUCAAACAGCUCGGCUUAUGGCUCGAGGACCCUCGGCGACCUCUGCCCUGGACUGUUAGUGCUCAUCCCAAACGAAAGAUGGAGGAUGUCCGGCCAAUCUUCUGGUCUGCGAGGUCCAAAAGCUACAUCUAUAGGACGCAGGACUGGGAUGAUUUUCCCAAUGGGAGAUGGGGGAACUCCUCAUCUCCAGCCUUUGGUGAGCUGACGGAUUACUAUUUGUUCUACCUGAAGAGUAAGAGCCCGAAAGAAGCCCUAUUAAAGAUGUGGGGAGAGGAGCUAACGAGUGAGCAGAGUGUGUAUGAAGUCUUCACCAACUAUAUUACAGCACAGCCCAACCAAAAUGGACACAAGGUGAUGUGUUUACCAUGGAACGAUGACCCUCUAGCUCCAGAAACGAACAUGCUGAAGGAUGAGCUAGCAAAAGUGAACCGUCGAGGUAUCCUCACCAUAAACUCCCAACCCAGCAUCAAUGGCAAGCCUUCUUCUGACCCGAUUGUAGGUUGGGGACCCCCAGGAGGAUACGUCUUCCAAAAGGCUUACCUGGAGUUUUUCACAUCACAUGAAAAUAUAAAUGCACUUCUUAAAGUGCUGAAGAAAUACGAGCCGCGUGUGAACUAUCACAUUGUCAACGUGAAGGGUAAGGAUAUUACAAAUGCACCCGAUAAGCAACCCAAUGCUGUAACCUGGGGGAUUUUCCCUGGCAGAGAGAUUGUUCAGCCCACAGUAGUGGAUCCAGUCAGCUUUAUGUCUUGGAAGGACGAGGCAUUUGCGCUGUGGAUUGAGCAGUGGGGGAAACUGUACGAGGACGAGUCCCCUUCAAGAAUGAUUAUCCAGUACAUCCAUGAUAACUACUCCCUCGUCAACCUAGUGGACAAUGAUUUCCCCCUGGAGAACUGUCUAUGGCAAAUCAUCGAUGACAUGUUUGAAUUGCAAAACGCACCUCCAGAACCUCUGGAUGAAGCAAAUGUUCAUUAGCCAAUCUGCUGCUUUUUCAUUUUAGGACUUUGUAACAACACCCCAGACAUUGUUAUUAAACCACCACUAAUGUUUUGGUUGUUCAUGAUACUGUAAUGUUAGUAACAUUUCAGAGCAGUACUCGGUUGGAAAAAGUCAUUCAUGUUGAGUGGGUUAUUUUAAACACCAUUAUUAAAUGUGGUUAUAAACUAUAGCGCAAAAUUAUUUGCCAAAAUUUCAAUAUCACCGUAUUGAUACGAUCACUUUAACUUAACUGCUUUUAAAGCUAUUUAUGAACGGAGUUUUCACUUAUCAAACAAGUCUGAGGCUUUUCAGACUGUUUUGGGAACUUCUGCCAGUUGGAAUAAACAUACACAAGUCAGUGUGUGAAUUUUUUUUUUUAAAGAGAGACUAAAUCAGAAGCAGAUGCAUGUCAUCGAAGGACGUGGACAUUGACAGUGAUUCGGGUUAUUGUGUAAUAAUCUUGACAAAAAAUGCUGUUGCUUGCCAUCACCUUGGACUUUUCAUCCCCUAUGUUCAUUUUGUUUUUAUUUCCCCAUGUUUGUGAAUUGCUGGUGAAUAAGAGUAAAAUUAAAAGGAACGUUCUGCACACGGA
This is a messenger RNA of Neoarius graeffei (lesser salmon catfish), 2787 nucleotides long. It is a transcript of the gene mthfr, whose product is annotated as methylenetetrahydrofolate reductase (NAD(P)H). The transcript has 13 exons. The record is from RefSeq and is a predicted model, not a curated record. The coding region runs from base 96 to 2192 and encodes 698 amino acids. Gene Ontology annotation, molecular function: FAD binding; methylenetetrahydrofolate reductase [NAD(P)H] activity. Gene Ontology annotation, cellular component: cytosol. Gene Ontology annotation, biological process: tetrahydrofolate interconversion. Lineage: Eukaryota; Metazoa; Chordata; Actinopteri; Siluriformes; Ariidae.